Solanum lycopersicum (tomato) is the source of this 1388-nucleotide messenger RNA. The record is from RefSeq and is a predicted model, not a curated record. Lineage: Eukaryota; Viridiplantae; Streptophyta; Magnoliopsida; Solanales; Solanaceae.
AAAAUGGAGUUUUCGGCGGAGUUUUUGAUGGACAUGGAGAGAAUGGACAAUAGUCAGCAACUUUGCUGCUGAAACUUUACAUUUUCUCUGCCAAAGAUCUUUUCUGUGAAUCAAAAUGUGAUGAGAAGGAAUUUUAACAAGUGGCAAAAGGCUUGUUGGAGUUCCUUUAUGGUGAUCGAUAGAGAUAUUAAAAGUCUUGAGAAUUUGGACUGUUCUUUCAGUGGAACAACUGCUGUCGUUGCUAUAAGACAGGUAACGAGAAAAAUCUUUCGUUUGACCUCAUUAUCGUGAAUAUUGCUAAAAGUUUUGGAGAAUCUAAUAUAGAAAUGUUAUAGGAUGAUGAUCUAGUUAUCGCCAACCUUGGAGAUUCUCGAGCUGUACUAGGAAGAAAGACAGAGGAGGGAGUAAUUGAGGCUGUUCAGUUAACUACGAAUUUGAAGCCUAGUCUGACUUAUAAGACUCUUCUUUUCAGAAUAUUGACAUGAUACACUGGGCAUAAUUCAAUUUCAAAUUGUUCUUAGUAAUGGUCUAUCGGAAACAGUUUGUGAGGUAGAGAUAAGGUCUGCGUACAUUAGACUCCACUACGUGGAACUACACGGGAUAUGCUGUUGUUGUUUAUUAGAGACUAAAUGAUCAUAAACUGUUUGAUGCAUACAGCUGAAGUAGAAAGAAUAAGGAGGUAUGGUGGCAGAGUUUUUGCGCGGAAAGAAGAGCCACAUAUCCAGAGAGUGUAUUUACCCAAUUAAGAUGUUCCUGGUUUGGCCAUGACAAGAUCAUUUGGGGAUUUCAUGCUAAAAUAUUUUGGCAUAAUCUCCGAGCCUGAUGUCUCUUAUCACCACAUUACUCCGAAUGACCAGUUUGUUGUUCUAGCAACUGAUGGGGUGUGGAAUGUGUUGAGCAACAAUCAAGUCGUCUCCAUAGUGCGUGCAACAAAUAAUGCAGCAGCAGCGACAGAGACAGUAGUACAAGUUUCGUUAGAUGCAUGGAAACAGAGGUUUCCUAACAGCAAGAGAGAUGACAGCACUGUCAUUUGCCUCUACUUGCAACAAGGUGCAUCUCUGAAGAAUGGUACUUGAAAUGUUACUAUUUGUAUUAGUAUAUGGAUAUUCACAUUUUGUUAGAUUAUUGAGUUCUGUGUAGAAUUUUUGGAGAAAAAUGUAUGAAGGCUACAAACUCUGGAGAUGAAAUCUAAGUGUUUUUUUCUAUAUAAAUAAAACAAACUACUACACAAACAUCUUGUGUAAAUAUAAUGCAUUUUGUACACUCAUUUGUUCACCAUAUCAUUAUAUAGGUCAAAAUUUGAUUUAAUGAAUAUAUAUUGAAGUGUUAGACACCUCUAGAAUCUAGAUACAAGUUAGUUGAAGGUAUAGUUGAAUUUAUAUGUGAGC